Messenger RNA from Myripristis murdjan (pinecone soldierfish), 991 nucleotides. RefSeq names its product homeobox B13a (gene hoxb13a). Gene Ontology annotation, biological process: regulation of DNA-templated transcription. The transcript has 2 exons. Bases 17 to 991 code for a protein of 324 amino acids. NCBI's taxonomy places the organism in Eukaryota, Metazoa, Chordata, Actinopteri, Holocentriformes, Holocentridae. Gene Ontology annotation, molecular function: DNA binding; DNA-binding transcription factor activity, RNA polymerase II-specific. The record is from RefSeq and is a predicted model, not a curated record.
GGGAACUGGAGCGCCUAUGACCGCCUCCCUGGUCCUCAACCCUCGCUGGCCAGCGGACACGGUGAUGUUUGUGUAUGACAACAACUUGGACGAGCUCAACAAGAACAUGGAGGGGCUGGUAGGCGGCGGGAACUUCGCCGCGGCCACUGCGGCCAGCCAGUGCCGCAACAUCAUGGCCCACUCGGCGGCCGCCGCGGCUCUGGGAGGCCACCCGUCCGGCCUGGUGCACUCCUCGGCCGGCUACUCCACCGUGGACGUGUCCGCUUCUAGUUCCAGCGAGACGGCCGCGUCCUCUGGAAAACAGUGUGCGGCCGGACCGUGCCCGGCGGCCGCCGUGCCGCACCAGAGCUCCUCGGCCGCCACCGCGUUGCCCUACAGCUACUUCGGUAACGGCUACUACCCGUGCAGGAUGGGGCGGGGUUCUCUCAAGUCGUGCACGCAGGCGGCCGGAGCCGCGCUCGGCUCGCAGUACAUGGACACACCAGUGAGCUCCGACGAGUACCCGAACCACCGGGCCAAGGAGUUCGCCUUUUACCACGGCUACCCGAGCCCGUACCAAUCCAUGGCCAGCUAUCUGGACGUGUCGGUGGUUCAGACUCUGGGCACCGGGGAGCCCCGCCAUGACACCCUGCUGCCCAUGGACAGCUACCAGCCCUGGGCUCUGACCAACGGCUGGGGGGGGCAGAUGUAUUGCUCCAAGGACCAGGGACAGGCCGGCCACCUCUGGAAAUCCGCACUGGCAGAUGUGGUGGCGCACCAGCACGACGGCUCGUCUUUCCGCCGAGGCAGGAAGAAGCGGAUACCGUACACCAAGGUCCAGCUGAAGGAGCUGGAGAAGGAGUACGCCGCCAACAAAUUCAUCACCAAGGACAAGAGGAGGAAGAUCUCGGCCGUCACCAACCUGUCGGAGCGGCAGAUCACCAUCUGGUUUCAGAACAGGAGGGUGAAGGAGAAGAAAUUCGUGGCCAAAGUGAAGAGCAGCGCGCCGUGA